ACAACUAACAACUUCCGGAAGUAGUGUACGUCAUUGCCAACAGAUAGAUAUCAUCGUAUUCAAGCUUUGAGAAUAUCGUCGGUUUUAACGACGAAACAUAUUGUAAAUAAGUGCGAAACAUUGUGAUAAACUUACUUUAGUGUUAGUUAAUCUAGUACAAUUUUAAUAUACUCAAAAUGUUUAUUUGGGAUUGGUUCACUGGCGUUUUGGGAUUCCUGGGUUUGUACAAGAAAUCUGGUAAACUACUCUUCCUGGGACUGGACAAUGCUGGCAAGACAACACUACUGCACAUGCUGAAGGAUGACAGAUUAGCACAACACGUACCUACAUUGCAUCCCACGUCGGAGGAGCUGUCGAUAGGCAGCAUGCGCUUCACGACGUUCGACCUGGGCGGGCACCAGCAGGCGCGGCGCGUGUGGCGCGACUACUUCCCCGCCGUGGACGCCAUCGUGUUCCUGGUGGACGCGUGCGACCACGCGCGCCUGCCCGAGUCCAAGAAGGAGCUGGACUCGCUGCUGACGGACGAGACGCUCAGCAACUGCCCCGUGCUCAUCCUCGGGAACAAGAUCGACAAGCCCGGCGCCGCCAGCGAGGACGAGCUGCGCCAGUUCUUCAACCUCUACCAGCAGACCACCGGCAAGGGCAAGGUGUCGCGCUCGGAGCUGCCGGGGCGGCCGCUGGAGCUGUUCAUGUGCUCGGUGCUGAAGCGCCAGGGCUACGGCGAGGGCUUCCGUUGGUUGGCGCAGUACAUCGACUGAGCGGACCACCCCCCCCACUCAGUUCCACCGCUUGUCCGAGCCCGACGUCAUCUUACUUUGCAUGUGAAUUCAUUUUAAACAUUUUCACUCUUCGAAACGUAGUUUUUUCUCUGUUUAGUGAGGGGUAUUUUAAAAAUUUCUAGGACUUUUUAAUGAAAACCUGUAAUUUUGGGAGGAAUAUAAUUGAAGCGCUCGGUGUGAGCGCUGUCCCCGUUGUCCGCAUGCUCUCGAUUUUACUAUGUAACUGACUGAGCAAACAUUAUUUAUACUUUUAUAGUAUUUUAGUGUCCAAUUUUAAGUAGCAUUAGCGAUUAAACGCUAGUUACGAUCCCUAUGGCUACAUUUGAUUUGUGUAUAGAAUGGUACUCGUUUGUAAGCAGGCGACCUCUCGCUACCUAGUAAUGAAACAGUAUUGGCUCUGUUUUCAAAUAUGACUAAGCCACACCAUCACAAAUAUACCAAGUGAAAUUAACGGAAUCACAUGCAGCGGCUUUGAAAUGCAAAAUGCAAUUAUCACAUUAAUUAAAUAGAAGUGGUUAUGGUGGUGGAAUAUUACGGUUUGAAGAAUGAAUUGUAAUCAUACAUUACAGUAAAAAAAGUAAAUAAAAGAUUUAAAACGUA
Melitaea cinxia (Glanville fritillary) is the source of this 1379-nucleotide messenger RNA. It is a transcript of the gene Sar1, whose product is annotated as GTP-binding protein SAR1b. Gene Ontology annotation, molecular function: GTPase activity; GTP binding. NCBI's taxonomy places the organism in Eukaryota, Metazoa, Arthropoda, Insecta, Lepidoptera, Nymphalidae. The coding region runs from base 177 to 758 and encodes 193 amino acids. Gene Ontology annotation, cellular component: endoplasmic reticulum exit site; COPII vesicle coat. The record is from RefSeq and is a predicted model, not a curated record. Gene Ontology annotation, biological process: vesicle organization; membrane organization; intracellular protein transport. The transcript has 5 exons.